UGGCCCAUUCCGAUCGUUCGCUUGACAUUGUUGGGUUUGCCUCCAUCCUCUACAUCGAAGCUUGCAACUUUGAGUUCCUCUCGAACAAACAAUAAUGCAUCCUGCUGAUAAUCAACGAAGAAUUCAAGUGUAUCCUAGGACAAAGCCUGGUGAAACAGUGCGGAGAAGGGCUUUGUUUCUGUCUAAGGAUGAUGUGAUGGCUUUGUUUCAUCUGCGACAAGGAGAAGCUGCAAACCAUCUUGGCAUUUCUCUCACGGCUCUGAAAAAUGCGUGCAAGAGGCUUGAUAUCAAGAAAUGGCCCUAUGUCCGACAGAAGGAAGGCCGUGGGCAAGUAUCCUCUCCUCAAAAUAGUCAGGAUGCGCAAAUGGAUAUCAGAAAUGCGGUGAAUGAGCAAUUGUCAGAGUCUUGUUCUUCUGGCAACGAGAGUUGUGAAGAUGUAGAGAGCGAAGAUUCCAUGGCGGCCGAUCCACACGAGGCUGAGUCUGCAACAUCUUCCACAGAAUCCUCUACACCUGACUCGUCAACGAAAGAUUUUUCAAGAGAAGAGACGAAAAUUAGUGACGAUACCAAUUCUUCGACAGCCGAGCAACCAGAUAAUGCUGGGUUUGAAAGACCUGAAGUUACAGCAACACAACGAAGGAACUCUCUCUCCAGCAACAUUGGCCCUCGCGACGUCUUCUUGAAGUCGAUGCAAGUGUCGCCCUUCUCCUCCAGUUUCAUCGAAUGGUAUGUGACUGCAGAAGAGGAAGAGUUGCAUAGGUCCAUUGAGACCUCAGUUACUCAUCGUCCGAGGGAGAGCGUGAUGUAAAAGCAAGUUGGCAAUCGAAAGAAGAUCCACUACUUCGAACCCUCUUCUCCAGUACUGAAUGAAGGCUGCGCUCUACGGUCCGAGUUCUUUCUUUAAUUGUUUUCUCAUCUUGCCAACAAUACCAAACCGUAAGAGUGAGAGUAGAAACUUUGAAUCUUGUGUACAUCUAUGAUCAGUAAAUGCCCUGGCGUGGCGUGCCACUC
Molecule: messenger RNA, 1011 nt
Organism: Guillardia theta CCMP2712
Lineage: Eukaryota; Cryptophyceae; Pyrenomonadales; Geminigeraceae
Exons: 1
Source: RefSeq, a predicted model, not a curated record